This is a messenger RNA of Hibiscus syriacus, 1212 nucleotides long. Its product is annotated as heterogeneous nuclear ribonucleoprotein F-like. The transcript is spliced from 2 exons. Lineage: Eukaryota; Viridiplantae; Streptophyta; Magnoliopsida; Malvales; Malvaceae. Gene Ontology annotation, cellular component: ribonucleoprotein complex. Bases 176 to 955 code for a protein of 259 amino acids. The record is from RefSeq and is a predicted model, not a curated record. Gene Ontology annotation, molecular function: RNA binding.
AGUUUAGUCCAAACCAUAAUAAAUCCAGAAGGAUUGUCUCCUUUCCCUUCCCUACAGACACAGACAAAUAUCCCAUAAAAGGGGAAACUUCAAGUCCAGGUCUUCCUUUUCUGGAAUCGCCUCAUCUUCCUUCCCCCUUUUCAGUUUUCCUUAAUAAAAAAAGGAAAAAUCCAACAUGUUCUACAGAGGUAAAUUUACUGAUGGUGCUGAUGGGCGUGAAAUGGGUGCAAAACGUCAGCGGAUGAUCGAUCAAGGCCCUUUAUUCUAUGGUCAUUCGCCGGGUUCAAGCUUUAUGUACACUGCCCCUCCACCUCACUCGUAUGUUAGCCAACCUUCACCGUUCCCUGUUGUUCGACUUCGUGGUCUUCCCUUUGAUUGCACAGAGGCUGAUAUGGUUGAGUUCUUCCAUGGUCUGGACAUAGUUGAUGUCCUGUUUGUCCAUAGAAACGGCAAGUUCACGGGUGAGGGUUUUUGCGUUUUGGGUUAUCCUCUUCAGGUUGAUUUCGCCCUCCAGAAGAAUAGGCAAAACAUGGGCAGGAGAUAUGUAGAGGUUUUCAGAAGCAAGAGACAGGAAUAUUAUAGGGCAAUAGCUAAUGAAGUGGCUGAUGCUCGCGUCAGUUCGCCUCGCAGAAAUGCCCCGAGGGCCAAAUCUAGUGAUGAAGCGAAGGAACCUGCUGAACAUACAGGGAUAUUGAGAUUGAGGGGAUUGCCAUUUUCUGCUGGAAAAGAUGAUAUAAUAGAGUUCUUUAAAGAUUUCGUGUUGUCUGAGGAUGCUAUUCAUAUAGUGUUGAAUUCAGAGGGGAGGCCAAGUGGGGAAGCAUUCGUGGAGUUUGCAAAUGCAGAAGAUUCUAAAGCUGCAAUGGCCAAGGAUAGGAUGACGCUUGGGAGCCGUUAUAUUGAGUUGUUCCCUUCGUUUCCUGAAGAGAUGGAUGAUGCAAUUUCGAGAGGACGGUGAUUUUUCUGACAAUGCUCUUAUUUGCUAUUCUAAACCUGUUAUGAUUUCUUACCAUGUUUCUCUUUCCAGCUGCAAUCUUCUGUUAGGCUUUUAUCUGAUAUGUCUAGUCUUUGAUCGUGGAUUGACGAAACUCAUCGGCUACAAGUCGAAUUUCGUCUGGACAGCUUAGGCCAAUUAGAUCAUAGUUUUGCUCUAUGGUAGCUGUAGAAUUAUUUACAUUUUGUUAGUCAAAACUUGUGAGAUGUACUCUUGUUGGG